GGCCGCAGGGGUUUGGGGUCCAUUUUCGUCUGGGCGUCGGGGAACGGCGGCAGAGAGGGCGAUUACUGCUCCUGCGAUGGCUACACCAACAGCAUCUACACCAUCUCCAUCAGCAGCACCACCGAGAACGGCUACAAGCCCUGGUACCUGGAGGAGUGCGCCUCCACCCUCGCCACCACCUACAGCAGCGGGGCUUUUUAUGAGCGGAAAAUAGUCACCACGGACCUUCGGCACCGCUGCACGGACGGCCACACCGGCACCUCCGUGUCCGCCCCCAUGGUUGCGGGCAUCAUCGCCUUGGCUUUGGAGGCAAACCCCCUGCUCACCUGGAGGGACGUCCAGCAUCUGCUGGUCAAAACCUCGCGGCCGGUGCACCUGCGAGCGGCCGACUGGAAGACCAACGGCGCGGGACAUAAAGUUAGCCAUCUAUAUGGCUUUGGUCUGGUGGAUGCAGACGCUAUUGUGGUGGAAGCCAAGAAGUGGAAGGCAGUCCCUCCCCAGCACGUCUGCGUGGGAAGCCUGGACAGGGUGCCCAAGUACAUCCGUGCGGACCACGUGCUGCGCGCCAGCACCCUCAGCAGCGCCUGUGCCGAGCACCGCGACCAGCACGUGCUCUACCUGGAGCACGUCGUGGUGCGGCUCAGCAUCUCGCAUCCGCGCCGGGGCGACCUCCAGAUCAGCCUCGUCUCUCCGGCGGGGACCAGGUCACAGCUCCUCGCCAGGAGGGUGUUCGACCACUCCAACGAGGGGUUCAAGGGCUGGGAGUUCAUGACCGUCCACUGCUGGGGGGAGCGGGCGGCGGGGGAGUGGACCCUGGAGAUCCACGACACGCCGUCCCAAGUGCGCAACCCCGCAGUGCAAGGGAAGCUGAAGGAGUGGAGCCUCCUCUUCUACGGGACGGCCGAGCACCCCUACGCCGCGCUGGGCAGCCCCCAGUCCCGCGGGAGGACGCUGGAGGUGCCGGUGUCUGAGAUGGAGCCGUCGAGAGCUGCCUUCCUGCAGAGCCAGGUGGAGGUGGCAGAGGAGGAGGAGGAGUACACAGGUCCGUGCCAUCCUGAGUGCGGUGACCAGGGCUGCGACGGCCCCAACGCCGACCAGUGCUUGAACUGCAUCCACUACAGCCUGGGCAGUGUGAAAACUGGCAGGUGA
This is a messenger RNA of Leptosomus discolor (cuckoo roller), 1149 nucleotides long. Lineage: Eukaryota; Metazoa; Chordata; Aves; Leptosomiformes; Leptosomidae. The record is from RefSeq and is a predicted model, not a curated record.